AUGCUACCAGCACAUAGUAAUAUAUCCAACCCGUCGUGUUUAUCAAACUUCUCUAGGAUAUUCACGAAAGUUGGCCUAAGCUUUCUUAGUUCAACUUAUUUAACGUUCAGGAUGGCGAAAGGCGACGUAAAAGACAAGCACAACGAAGUCAUUCAUGAGGGUGAUUAUGUCUUCACCCGCAUUCGCGGUGGCUCACACCAAGGGGGGGUCGAAAGGAUUGUCACGGAUGAGCAGGAAGCCGAAGAGGAGGGCGUCAAGAACCCACCCAAGGUUGUAUUCCAUGAUCGGCGUGGCAAAAGAGUCGCCCAUAAUCCAGGAACCCUAGAGAAGGUGGAACAUUGA
Molecule: messenger RNA, 342 nt
Organism: Aspergillus bombycis
Lineage: Eukaryota; Fungi; Ascomycota; Eurotiomycetes; Eurotiales; Aspergillaceae
Product: DUF2945 domain-containing protein
Exons: 3
Coding region: 1-342 (113 amino acids)
Source: RefSeq, a predicted model, not a curated record